GGAGGGGCGGUGCUGCCACCCGCCGGGCUCCCGGCCCUGCCCUCCGGCCGCCGCGCAGCACGCCCGGGCCCCAGCUGUCCAUUGCCGGCCGCCGCAGGAGCUAGAGAUGGAUUUGGAGGCGCUGCAAGUGUGUGGAAGGGCUGCGUUUGUAUUGGCAAAGAAGGUCGGCUGCUGAGCCAGGGUGUGUCUCCCGGAGGCCUGCGGGCUGCCAGGAUCCCCACCUCUCUGCCAUGCGCUGCCAAGACUGGUCAGUUACCAGCCAGUGACAUCAUCAAGGUUCCCUGCUCUCUACCCUGACCAGCCAGUUCCUGCUGGAAGCCCCUGGUCCGAUCUGGGAAGAUCAUGUCCAAGCCCCCUGACCUCCUGCUGCGGCUGCUCCGGGGCGCCCCAAGGCAGCGGGUCUGCACCCUGUUCAUCAUCGGCUUCAAGUUCACGUUUUGCGUCUCCAUCAUGAUCUACUGGCACAUCGUGGGAGAGCACAAGGAGCAGGGGCAGCUCUAUAACCUGCCAGCAGAUAUCCCCUGCCCCACCUUGGCACCCCUCACCCCUCCCUCCCACAGCCCCCCUCCGGGCGACAUCUUCUUCCUAGAGACUUCGGACCGGACCAACCCCAACUUCCUCUUCAUGUGUUCAGUGGAGUCGGCCGCUAGAACUCAUCCUGAAUCCCGUGUGCUGGUCCUGAUGAAAGGGCUUCCAGGUGGCAACGCCUCCCUGCCCCGGCACCUGGGCAUCUCGCUUCUGAGCUGCUUUCCGAAUGUCCAGAUGCUCCCGCUGGACCUGCGGGAGCUGUUCCGGGACACACCCCUGGCUGACUGGUAUGCAGCGGUGCAGGGGCGCUGGGAGCCCUACCUGCUGCCUGUGCUGUCUGAUGCCUCCAGGAUCGCACUCAUGUGGAAGUUCGGUGGCAUCUACCUGGACACGGACUUCAUUGUCCUCAAGAACCUGAGGAAUCUGACCAACGUGCUGGGCACCCAGUCCCGCUACGUCCUCAACGGCGCCUUCCUGGCCUUUGAGCGCCAGCACGAGUUCAUGGCGCUGUGCAUGCGGGACUUCGUGGACCGCUACAACGGCUGGAUCUGGGGCCACCAGGGCCCCCAGCUGCUCACGCGUGUCUUCAAGAAGUGGUGCUCUAUCCGCAGCCUCACCGAGAGCCAUGCCUGCCGCGGGGUCACCACCCUGCCCCCCGAGGCCUUCUACCCCAUCCCCUGGCAGGACUGGAAGAAGUACUUCGAGGACAUCAGCCCCCAGGAGCUGCCCCGGCUGCUCAAUGCCACCUAUGCCGUCCACGUGUGGAACAAGAAGAGCCAGGGCACACACUUCGAGGUCACGUCCAGGGCGCUGCUGGCCCAGCUCCAUGCCCGCUACUGCCCCACGACGCACAAGGCCAUGAAGAUGUACUUGUGAGGGGCCCGCCAGGCCACCUCCCUGACCCGCUCCCGUUGGAGGGGGCACUUGGCCGCUCUUCCUGGGGAGGCGAGAUUGGGGGCCCAGGAGAGGGAGGUCUGAGCUGCCACCGGGCUUAGGCUGUUGCAAAGGAGGAGCUGUGGGAGCAGGCCCGGUGGGAGGCUGUGGACACCCUCAAGACAGUGCCCUAUGUCAGGGCAGGGCUGACACGUGGCGCCAGGCCCAGCAGAGUGAGCUCAGUGAGUGCCCCGGGACUUGCAGAUGACAGACAGGAAGGAUGAACCUUAGGGCACCCCUGGGUGGCGUGGGAAGCCAGGCAGUUUGGGCAGAGGUGCCCUCGAGGCCAGUGCUAAGGGGAAGGAGGGAUGAGGUUCCAAAGAAGAGGGGAGGCGGGAAGAGGUAGGAGGUGGUGGGGAGUCGGGGGAGACCUAGCCCCAGGGGCCCGGGUGGGGAGUGCUUUUUUCUGGUUUUGGUUCCUCUUUCGGAGGGGCCCUCAAGGACUGAGCAGGGCAGAGGCCCAGCAGUGCCAGCCUGGGGAGCCUGUUAGGGGCAGCCCCUCCUGCCCACGCCAUCCUUCCUCCUCUCCAGAGAUUCAAGGGGGGCACGUACCCUCUGCCUAUUCACUCAGACAAGGGGUGGGGGUUCUCUAAAGAACAUCCGCCUCCCCAUUAUAAACACAGGAGAAUAAUGAACAGAAUAAAAGUGACCGGCUGUCA
Molecule: messenger RNA, 2120 nt
Organism: Sapajus apella (tufted capuchin)
Lineage: Eukaryota; Metazoa; Chordata; Mammalia; Primates; Cebidae
Gene: A4GALT
Product: alpha 1,4-galactosyltransferase (P blood group)
Exons: 3
Coding region: 343-1404 (353 amino acids)
Biological process (GO): protein O-linked glycosylation
Molecular function (GO): acetylglucosaminyltransferase activity
Source: RefSeq, a predicted model, not a curated record